AUAUUGCUGAGUUACAGAAAAAUAUUCAACUUUUAUUUUGAUAUUUUAGAUUUAAUUUAUAAUAUUACAGCAAGCAUACUGAAAACUUAUUUGGUUCAAAAAAACGUCAAUCUACAUGUCACAAUGACGCACGCAUUACCCGGCGUUGGGGUUUUUGGGACCGGUAUCACAGCAAAGCUAAUGAUACAUUUGCUCAAGACAUCGGGAUUCAGGAUUGAAGCGCUUUGGGGAAGAACAGAAGAUGAAGCAAAAGAGUUGGCGAGUUUGUUGGAUAUUCCCUUCUCAACUUGCAGUAUUGAUGACGUUUUACUCAACCAGAAUGUUGAUUUGGUUUGUAUAAACUGCCCGCCAUUUCUACAUUCACAAAUCGCAGUAAAAACAUUGGGUAUCGGUAAGAAUGUAUUAUGUGAAAGACCCGCUGGUUUAGACCAAGAUGACACAACGCGGAUGUUGAAAGCAGCGUUAUAUUAUCCAUCACUUAUGUCCCUUAUGACGUAUCAUCUCCGUUUCCUUCCAACAUUCAUGGAGAUGAAACAACAGGUUGGUGAUGGCAAUAUAGGUGAGUUGUUGGUGGUUGAGGUUCGUGUGCAUUCAGGUGUGUCACUCAACAUCAACUAUAACUGGUCACAUGACAGCAAGAUGGGUGGGGGGGUGCUUACAAACCUCGGCGGACAUUUUGUUGACAUCGUGAACUUUGUUUCGGGCCAGAGAGCCGUAAAAGUUCACGGAUUCGUCACAACUUUUCAGAAACAAACAGCGAAGGUUUCUGGGUUUCGUGAAGUUACAAGCGAUGACUUUUGUACCUUCCAGAUGAAGAUGGAUCAGGGUGCGUGUUGUACUUGCGUGCUUAACAACAAUAUCCCCGGAAAAUUCUCGUACGAAGUUCUUUUCAUUGGAACUUCUGCAUGUUUAAUAGUAAAAGAUGGCGUCCUACUUCGGCAAAGUCGGGUGAGCGGAAAUUCAGCUGCUGUGCAAGAAAUAAUAACAAAGGAUUGCCAAGACACCCCUGAAGGACUAGAAACAAUAUUCCCAAGUGAAGUACUGGCACAGAUCCCCGUACCUCUGUGCCAAGGAACAUCAGAAUUUAUUAAUUCGCUUAAAAGUUCCUUUCAAGUCCAAAACGACCGAAGGAAUUGGAACAAAACCAUCCUCGAUCGAGCAGCAACGUUCGAGGACGCACUUUACGUACAAACUGUUCUUGAAUCAAUCAGGAGAUCUUCGCAAACCAGUGAUUGGGAAAAGGUCGCCCACAUUGAACAGAAACCAAUGAACAAAGAUACUUUGCUGCAAUCAAUCAACUCAGUUUCCUCUUAACUUGUAGCAAUUAUUUGUUUUACUUUUAUUUCUUGCUGAACCUAUUUAUCCAGCGUUUCUUUUAUAGAAGUCCCAACAACCAACUCCACUGUAUAUUGUUACCUUGAUUCGCAGUCAAACUUUCAAACAAUAAUUAUUUUAACUUCAAUUUGUUUUAGUUGGUGCAGUAGUUUUAAUUCCCAUAUUUUACACUAUGUACGUUUGAUGGUUUAACGAAGCUUGAACAAAACCUUAAAAGUAAAGUUAAGCUUUCAUGUUUGUUUUUACCCAUUUUUAAUCUUCUAAUAAUCAUGUGCUGAUAUAUUUAUAAUAAGUUGUUGCGAUUAUAAUUAAGCCAUAUAUUCAUUACACAGUAGUUAGAAAUAACAAAUUAUUUCAUGUCAACUUUUGACCUAACAAUGCAUUUUCGUCACUGUCAAAAUAAAUUCAACCAAAUUUA
Messenger RNA from Ciona intestinalis (vase tunicate), 1753 nucleotides. RefSeq names its product glucose-fructose oxidoreductase domain-containing protein 1. NCBI's taxonomy places the organism in Eukaryota, Metazoa, Chordata, Ascidiacea, Phlebobranchia, Cionidae. The record is from RefSeq and is a predicted model, not a curated record. Gene Ontology annotation, molecular function: nucleotide binding.